AUGGUCACGGUUGAACUUAUUGAAGAGAAACCACAAUGCCCUCCCUAUGUCCUUGUCGAGGACACCUUGGAUCAUGAUAUCUAUCAUGCCCCAGAGGACAAUCAGUCGAAGCUUGACGUGUUCCUGGAAAGUGACCCCGUCACCAGAGCCCUCGAGAUCCGACUGCUGUGUCAGCUCAAUGAACCUGUGUCGACCCUUCCCAAGCUGAGGACGGUGACAAACGCGAUCACCGCGCUCGUGACCCUUCUUCGCGAGGCGGGUAUGGUCGCAGGAAGGUUUGAGCCUGAAGACUUGUUUUCCCUGGGGUUCAACAAUAUUAAGACCACGUUAGAAAUCCUACACAAACGUCUGGGUAUCCUGGUGGGAACAACUCCAGUACUACUCGACUCACCUCCUGCUACCGCCGCAAAAGCACCGUCUGACGACAGCCAGAUGACCCUGCAAGACAUUGAGGUCCACCCUCGAGAGCAAUGGUCGACCGAGGACCCAUGGUCUAUGCGAGGUCUAUUACAGACCACCCUGCCUCAGGGUCCUCAGGUCCCUGCAAGGCAAACAUUGCAAAGAAAUGAGCCAAGACCAGUACCGAAUUACACCUCGUCACGGGACGAAGCUGCCCGGGAAGGAGUGCCUACCAACCUGGUAGGUAAUUUACAGGCAUACUUCGACGCGGCGAUGGCAAAAUUUUUACAAGAACGCCAAGUACCGCAAGCACGCAUCAAUAGAAGUGCAGCCAGAGGACGAAAGAGGGCGCAAAGGUCAAAGGCCCAGCUGGGUUCAAGUGCAGCUAUGCAAGUUGAAAGAGACCAAGGGAUGACCGACGUGGAAAUGGAAUCGGUCGGGUCGUGCGAAUAUGACCCAGACCACAAGGACCUCGAUGGACCUCUGGCGAGAAUGGCCAAUGCCGCCCUCGAACAGGUGCCCAACAUGGUCCCCCGUAUCAAGCUCUCAGCGACUUCGGAUCUCAAGUAG
Peronospora belbahrii is the source of this 969-nucleotide messenger RNA. Lineage: Eukaryota; Oomycota; Peronosporomycetes; Peronosporales; Peronosporaceae. The record is from the annotation of a GenBank genome assembly.